AUGAUUGUUUCUUUAUAUCUAUUUCUUCUUAUUCCAUAUUUCUAUUUCUCUAUUUUAUUGUUUAAUUUCUUUUUCAUUUUCAUUUUUCAUUUCACACUCUUCUUUCCUAAAACCCUUUUCAUUGGUAAUUCUUUUACUAUUCUUGUUAUGUCAUUUACUGGUAUUAAUGUUCAUCCUCUUUAUGUCCUCGAAGGUUCAUGUUGUUUGUCUGUCUUUAUAAGAAAUGAUGAACCAAUCAAGAAACAGAAGGUAAUCAAAAACAAUACCAUUUCUAGUACAUUAUUUUAUUUAAUAAUUGACAUAUUAUUCAGAAUGAGACCACUAAUUCAUUAUAUAAUUAAACAGAUAUGA
Messenger RNA from Entamoeba dispar SAW760, 351 nucleotides. RefSeq lists its product as uncharacterized. The coding region runs from base 1 to 351 and encodes 116 amino acids. The transcript is spliced from 3 exons. The record is from RefSeq and is a predicted model, not a curated record. Lineage: Eukaryota; Evosea; Mastigamoebida; Endamoebidae.